UUGCUUAUAAGAUAAUACCCUCUUCAAUCUUUUAUUGCUGUGGAAAAUAUCUCGCAAGAAGAAGAAGUGAUGUUCCUCGUCGAUUGGUUCUAUGGAGUUCUCGCAACUCUCGGAUUGUGGCAGAAGGAAGCGAAGAUUUUGUUUCUCGGUCUCGACAACGCCGGAAAAACCACUUUGCUUCACAUGUUAAAGGACGAGAGGCUAGUCCAGCAUCAGCCGACACAGCAUCCGACAUCGGAAGAGCUUAGUAUCGGGAAAAUCAAGUUCAAAGCUUUCGAUUUGGGAGGUCAUCAGAUUGCCCGUAGAGUCUGGAAGGACUAUUAUGCUAAGGUCGAUGCGGUGGUUUACCUGGUGGAUGCAUAUGACAAGGAGAGGUUUGCAGAAUCAAAGAAGGAACUUGACGCACUUCUCUCAGAUGAAUCCCUAGCAAAUGUCCCGUUCCUCGUUCUUGGAAACAAAAUCGACAUUCCCUAUGCUGCAUCAGAAGACGAGCUGCGUUAUCAUCUAGGCCUAACCAAUUUCACCACCGGGAAAGGUAAAGUGAAUCUAGCAGGAACAAAUGUUCGUCCUCUUGAGGUCUUCAUGUGCAGCAUUGUCAGGAAGAUGGGCUACGGCGAAGGUUUCAAAUGGGUCUCUCAAUAUAUCGACUAAGAUCAAUGUAUGUCUGAUAUGUGGCUACGAUUCCAAGUUGUAAAACGAUUUACCAUGUAAAUGUGUGUAUAACUGUUUAUAUUUUUGUAUACAAUCAAGACUUUUAAACUCAAAA
Molecule: messenger RNA, 766 nt
Organism: Eutrema salsugineum
Lineage: Eukaryota; Viridiplantae; Streptophyta; Magnoliopsida; Brassicales; Brassicaceae
Product: GTP-binding protein SAR1A
Exons: 3
Coding region: 70-651 (193 amino acids)
Biological process (GO): intracellular protein transport; vesicle organization; endoplasmic reticulum to Golgi vesicle-mediated transport
Cellular component (GO): COPII vesicle coat; endoplasmic reticulum exit site
Molecular function (GO): GTP binding; GTPase activity
Source: RefSeq, a predicted model, not a curated record